CGCUGCUCACGUGUCUCCGCAGCCGGCCCGGGCUCCAAGCACCGCAGGUAGAGUUUGAGAAAGAAGAAACUGGGGGCAGAGAGGGAAGUGAGGAGAAUCAGAUCCCAGAUCUUUGGGGAGAAGGAGCUGUAAGGAGCAGCUGUCCCUCCACCAAAGCCAGAGGGGUGGAAAGAGCAGGGCUCUCUCUGGAGCUACGCUGGAAACUUGGGAAACCUAAACUGCCUCCACUGCUCACUGCUUUGAUUUUUUGCUGAGUUGCUGGCUGGGUGGCAGGUUGCACAAGAGGAAGAAGCCCUGUGGCAUCUGACUGAUCUUUCUGGACUUGGAGCCAGCAGGGAGACAUUUCCCCUGGAGCUGUGUCCCUUGGUUGCAUGCUUGGUGACAGAUGUCUGAGAGUACCCAAACUCCCCCUUUUCUAACGAGUUUAAGGCUCCCAACUUUGUUCAGCCAUCACAGGAGGAGCAAUGGCAAGCAUCUGACUACCCAAGAGGCCUUGCUAGCCAUUCUAAACCCCCCAGUGUGCUGGGGGCAUUGGAGGGGAUGCCCCUGUGAUGGGCAGUGGUUAGGUCAGGCAUGUGGGGAGAAAAGUAAGAAUUGGCCUAAAUUUUGAAGGGCUUUGAAAGCUCCACAGAAUUUAGACUCUGGAGGGAGGUAUGCUGGGCUGUAAGAAACUGAAAUACCCACAGUUCUGGGUGAGGAUUGUUCUUGUGACCCUGUGGUGUAGAAACAAAUUAGGAAGCCAGACAGAUCUGGAUCUAAAUCCUGCUUUGCAACUUGCUACUGUGUGACCCUGGAUGAGUGAUCUGAUCUCUCUGAACCUUAUGACCACUGUCAUAAGGAAUGAAUGAGAUAAGAUAUGUCCAUGACACUCCUGCCCGAUGCAUGGCCUCUAGUGCUGACAUAUCAGUACCCCUCUCUUCUGUGUUUAUGUCUUAUUUACCUGAUAGGUCUGUAGGCCUGAAGCAGGCAGGAAUUACAUCUGACACACUUCUGUCUCUGCCAUCACACUGUGGCACCCAGUGCAGUGUUCUGCACACAGGCACACCCGGGUUUGGAUCUCAGCCAUCUGAUCUUGGGAAAGUUGUUUCACCUUUCUGUGUGUCUCUUGGGAUAACAGUAGUACCUGCCUUUCCCAUCUAGGUUGAGGAGAGCCAGAGCCCACAGGCCUCCUAGGAUAACAGCCCCAAACAGGCUGGUGGCACCCUCCAGCUGAACGUGUUCCCUCAGCUCCCCAGGGCAUGUGGUCCUGAGACAGAACCCACAGACCCUGCAGGAACAAGACUCCCAGGGCCAUGGCCCAGGUCAGCAUCAACAGUGACCUUGGCGAGUGGGGCUUAAGCACAGACUCCGGGGAGCGUGCCCGUCUGCUGCAGAGUCCCUCUGUGGACAUAGCCCCCAAGAGUGAGGGGGAGGCCCCUCCUGGGGGUCUGGGCAGAGGCACCACUUCCACACUUGGAGCCAUCUUCAUCGUUGUCAACGCCUGCCUGGGCGCAGGGCUGCUCAACUUCCCAGCAGCCUUCAGCACUGCCGGGGGAGUGGCAGCUGGCAUCACGCUGCAGAUGGCCAUGCUGGUUUUCAUCAUCAGUGGCCUCGUCAUCCUGGCCUACUGCUCCCAGGCCAGCAAUGAGAGGACCUACCAGGAGGUGGUGUGGGCUGUGUGUGGCAAGCUGACGGGCGUGCUGUGUGAGGUGGCCAUUGCCACCUACACCUUCGGGACCUGCAUCGCCUUCCUCAUCAUCAUCGGGGACCAGCAGGACAAGAUUAUAGCUGUGAUGGCAAAGGAGCCUGAGGGGGCCGGCGGCAGCCCCUGGUACACAGACCGCAAGUUCACCAUCAGCCUCACUGCCUUCCUCUUCAUCCUGCCCCUUUCCAUCCCCAGGGAGAUCGGCUUCCAGAAAUAUGCCAGCUUCCUGAGCGUCGUGGGCACCUGGUAUGUCACUGCCAUCAUUAUCAUCAAAUACAUCUGGCCUGAUAAAGAGAUGACCCCAGCGGACAUCCUGAACAGGCCAGCUUCCUGGAUAGCCGUGUUCAAUGCCAUGCCCACCAUCUGCUUCGGAUUUCAGUGCCACGUGAGCAGUGUACCCGUCUUCAACAGCAUGCAGCAGCCUGAGGUGAAGACCUGGGGUGGGGUGGUGACAGCCGCCAUGGUCAUAGCCCUCGCUGUCUACAUGGGCACAGGCAUCUGUGGCUUCCUGACCUUUGGAGCUGCUGUGGACCCCGACGUGCUCCUGUCCUACCCGUCGGAGGACAUGGCUGUGGCCGUCGCCCGCGCCUUCAUCAUCCUGAGCGUGCUGACCUCCUACCCCAUCCUGCACUUCUGUGGGCGGGCGGUGGUCGAAGGCCUGUGGCUGCGCUACCAGGGGAUGCCGGUGGAGGAGGACGUGGGGCGGGAGCGGCGGCGGCGAGUACUGCAGACGCUGGUCUGGUUCCUGCUCACCCUGCUGCUGGCGCUCUUCAUCCCUGACAUCGGCAAGGUCAUCUCGGUCAUUGGAGGCCUGGCCGCCUGCUUCAUCUUCGUCUUCCCAGCUGGUGGGCGAUGGUCAGUUACGGAGUCCUCUUGGUCACCCUGGGAGCCUUCAUCUUCGGGCAGACCACAGCCAACGCCAUUUUUGUGGAUCUCUUGGCAUAACCACUGCCUCCCAGGGAAUUCUUGGCCUUUGCUAUUGGACCCUGGAACCCAUCUCGUAGAGCUUCAGGACCACCCUGAGUCCGGCAUCAUUCCCCUCUACUGGUGGGAUGACAUCUGGACAUCCUUUUCCAGGGACAGUUCUGGGGUGAAAUCAGGCCCCACACCCCUGGACAGCUCAAACCCAGCUCCCUUCCUGCCCCCGCAUCCUGGCAGUGCCAUGGAUGGUAGGAGAGGAGGUCUCGUGUCACAGAAUAACCUUCCCCCCUCUUCCACCUCUCAACUUCUCCAUGCCUGGAAGCCAUGGGUGAAGAGAGUCGGUAGGUCUUGGAAGGAACAACUCAGCCUGACUUCCCUCUGGAGAAAGAGUGUGGACCAAGGGCUGCCAUCCUCCACAGAGAAGCCUGCCCUGGGUAGGGGCUGUGCUCAUUACCCCGGGACUCAGUGCCUGCUCCGGUCUGUCGGCAGCCCAGCCAGCAGUGGCUUCCUCCGGCAAGUUCCAAAGGUAGCACUGAAGUCAUACAGGUGCGCCGAGGCAGGCAGACUGAUGCCUUGUCCACUGCCUCCUGGGCCUGCGGUGAGCCUGAGAGCCCUCUUGCCCAUAGCUGGUUGACAUUUCCCAAGCCUUUUGGGGCCUCGCCCUGUCUUUUUACCCAGACCUGAUGGUCCAGGCACCCCUCUGCUCCUCCACCCCCAGACAUCACCAAGUCUAAUGUUUACAAACGGCGCCAGCCCAGCUCUGAGCCAGGGGCCAGGGGCCGUCCCGUGCCACGGUGCUGUGAGUAGGCCUCCCUUAACUUUCCCCAAGGCGGGGAGUGUGCUUUUCUCUCUCAGACCCCUGAUGGGUCCCUCUUUUCAGAGGCACAAGGGUGGGUGAGGGAGCAUGCUGGGGACCCCAUACAGGCUGGGCUGGUGAGGAUCAAGGUGAACCUGUCUGGCAUCUUCACUUUGAAUGGCUGCUUCUCUUCUCCCUGCCCUGCACGUCCCCCCCUUCCCUGCCAACCCAGCCUGGUACCCUGGAGACAAGAAAGGCAGCUGAGUGGCCACUGACGGGGCAACAUCUGAGUGUAGUCACGCCAGCCUAAAAGUUUCCCUUCCAGUGUGGAUCUUGUCUGCUCCUGUCCCCCAUCACCUCUUCACCACCACCCCAUUUUUCUAUGUAGCUCAGUCUCUCCUGUUCAUAUAAGUAUGGGGGUGGGGGUGCACCAAACCCUCUCUCGUCCACUUCCUCAGCUCCACACGUCUACCAGGCCUGGCCUCGGAGGCCUGUCGGUCACACUGAGGUCACGCCUACGUUGUGCCCCGGGGUGGGCGAGGAAGGAUAUUCUCCCCUUUCAUAUUUUGAACACAUUGGCCACUCACUUAGGCCAACCCUAGGCACCGUAUCAGGCUUCCUCUGCCUGGAACACCCAGCAUUUUCCCUGGCCCCUCGUGCCUAAAACCGCUGAAUGCAGUGGUGGGGUGAGAGGGAUCCCUGCCCUCUGGGCCGUGAGACAGAAGAAGCAGAGCCUGGUUGGGGCCAAAUAGGCUUCUGCUCAGACCCCCGGACUGGGUGACCUGCCUUUCCUCACGUUCCCUGGGGGCCAGACCCACGUGGCCGUUUUCUCAGUCUGCUGCACAGCACCAGGCCCUGCCAGUGCCCACCCCGGAUACAGUUAGGAGGACGGCCCAUCAUCAGCAGGGCUGCACUGCCUCCUAAUGUUGGAUUUCAGUGAGGGGUGGGGGGAUGUAAGGGGAAAAUGAGCUGGAAUCUGGCCUAACCUCAGGAGCACCUUCCCCUGCCCUCUCUGCCAGGGCAUUUUACUGUUUCUUUUCUACUUGUGCACAUUCAGACCAGGGAGGAUGGUUAAUAAAAAGGGACUUGUGCUGCUGA
Messenger RNA from Balaenoptera musculus (blue whale), 4499 nucleotides. It is a transcript of the gene SLC38A7, whose product is annotated as solute carrier family 38 member 7. The record is from RefSeq and is a predicted model, not a curated record. Gene Ontology annotation, biological process: amino acid transmembrane transport. NCBI's taxonomy places the organism in Eukaryota, Metazoa, Chordata, Mammalia, Artiodactyla, Balaenopteridae. The transcript is spliced from 11 exons. The coding region runs from base 1293 to 3239 and encodes 648 amino acids. Gene Ontology annotation, molecular function: L-glutamine transmembrane transporter activity; L-histidine transmembrane transporter activity; L-serine transmembrane transporter activity.